AAACAGCAGGUCUGGAAUAAGGAUAUCACGGGCCUAGAGAUUGGAUUCUAUCUUUUGGUUACAGCUGGGUAUUUGCAAAAGUUAAUAAACUUGGAUUCUUAUUCUGUGGUUGGUGUGCAUUUUAUUCCUGACUUAAGAGUAGUAAAUGUGGAGGCGCAGAAGCGGUAAAAUAACAAAUCAGGUUCUUUCAUCACUGAGUUGUGUUUCAAAAAGUUGAGAUGUAAAAAGCCAAAAUGGAUGGGCAGGUGGAAAUAUCUUUUGAUAUCUUGCGUGCAUGGGAGCUGACAAAUCUUUACGAAAAGGCUUAUUUCUUUUCCGUUCAUGUUUUGCUUCUUUUUCUUGGGAUUUAUUCGAUUCGGAAGCGUGCCUGCAACUCCAGGGCUAGGCCUUCAUCAACCACAGCAACUGGAUCUGGAGAUGAUCACGUUGCACGAAAAAGUGCAGGUAGUACUGACAAAAUCAAAAGUCAAGAUGGGAGGAAUUUCAUAUGGGCUAAUCAGCUUGCACUUUGGCUACUUAAAAAUAGCACAUCUUAUGUAAACAACACGUUUGAUGCUUGGAGAUCAAAGAUGAACGGACGGUUGCUAUCGACCUCUAUUGAUGCAAAGGUUCAUAUUGAAGAUAUAGACAAAGAAUCUUUAAGGUUUCAAGUAACAGGAAUCAAUUCAAAGCAGUCACUCAAAGAUGGUCAAAUGAAUAUUGCAGUUAUGCUUCAUGUUGAAGAAUUGAAAAUGCAAAUUCAGUACAUGUGUGCAGAUCAGCCAUUUUUGUCCACACAGCUGAAACUUCAGUCAAUUGCCUCUGUGCUUCACAUUAAACUGGUCAAUGUCAAUUCAAAGCCCAAGGUUUCACUUUGUCUUGAUGGAUUUUCAAUAAAUGACUGCAACAUUUCAAUAGAAAAGGAAGUCAAUGAAAAUGACAUGGCUAUUAUAAAAGACGCGUUUAAGAAAUCGUUGCAAAACAGUGUCAGUCUUGAUAUAACUAAGGGAAUUUUGAAAAAAGAGCUAAAAAUAGAGGCAAAAACCAAAGAAACACAAGCAGAGGAAGAUGAGAUUGACGAAACUCAAAGGCAUAUUUUCGUCACCGACUUAGACUCGGCCAUUGCAAAAGUUGCAUCUGAAGAAGCAAAUAUGAGACGGAUUGUGAUUUCAAAGCGAGAGUGUCGUGGGCCAAAAAUCAAAAUCCCCUCGCAACGUAUGAUUGCUACUCCAGAGAUCACAGUGCAGCCAGCAACACCUUUAAAUGAUGCAAUCGAUCAAGGCGUGUUUAUUCCUAAAAAUCCGAUAAAAGAUGACAUAGUACCAAGCUAUUUGUCACUUGGCGAGGGUGAAACUAAAUGCUUGGAAACGCCAGUGGAGAGUUUAAUGUCAGCAAAAACAGACAGCGAUGAAAGUGCAAUUAGCAAUGUUGUACAGGAGAAAAUUGAAGCUACAGAAAGCGACAACCAAGUUCUUGAUACCAUUGGCUCAGCUCCUGCAAUACUGGUGGAACAGCCACAAAAGACUGACGUCACCCCAUUGGAAGAAGUUGAAACUAAAGAAAUGCAAAAUAUACAGUCUACCUCUUUGGAGGAAAAACAAGAUGCGCCUUCACCGUCGUCUAGUGAAAGCUCAAGGGAUGAUAGACGAAGGCCUAGGCCUAGAAGUCUUUACGAGUUGGAUCGUGAAGAAUGUGACUCGGAAGGAGAUUUUGAAAGAUUCGGCGACAAGUCAUUGUCACCAGAGAAGAGUACCAAAAGCAAGUUAGGGAGAGUUAAUACGUUUCAUCUUGGUUCAAAGUCGAUGAUGUCGAUUGCUGUCACCCCAAAAAGAUCAAAUAGUACAAUGUUACGAUCCGCUACCAGUCAGUGGUCACUGACGUCACCAGUUGGAUACAGCCCAAGCAAGCCAUCUGCAUUGGUAAUUGAAGCCGAUGAGCUUGGUAAAAAACGGUACUUCCAUGUGCCUCCUGCUGUAGCAAGAAAAGGGACCUACGAGCAACAUGGAGUUAAGCUUCAUGUUUACAGUGGACACAUUUUCAUUGCCCAGCACUUCAACAAACCGCUGCCUCCAUGCGCUGUUUGCAGCCUUCCACUUGCAAGACGAAUGGGCAAGCAAGGGUACCAAUGCAGAGAUUGCAAGAUCAUAACACAUAAACGAUGUCACACAUUAAUCAACCAUGUCUGCGAAGAAAGCAGUUUUCCAGCUUUAAAUAUAGAAUAUCCUUGGAGUACAGACGUCUGAAAUUGUCAUCAUGAGAAUUUUGCCAUGGUGAUGUGGGAGGAUGGGUUGAACAUCCAAACCAAAUUUGACUCUCGCAGUAACUUUAUCAAAAUCAUGCAUAUCUUGGCAUACACUGAAUGGUAAUCAAAUAUGAGUGGAAAUAAGAGUUAAAGUAAUAUAUAUAUAUAAAUAUAAACUAGCAUUAUGUUUAAAGCUGUUAAUGGAAAAUAUUAGCCAAAAUUGGAUUAUUUCUUUUAGGUUGUUAGGUUAUUAGAAUUAUUUAGUUGUUGGUAAAACAUAGAUAUGGUUGCUCAUGAAAAAUUAUUUUCUUUAGUAGACAGCAAGUUCUUAAAUGCUUUUGAUGUGAGUCUUAUUGGCACUGGCACCAUUUAGCCUCCCGUUUGUUAACUGGGCUAUUAUAUGACGUACUUUAGGGAAUGUGAGCAGGCGCGACGUUGAUAAACAAAACAAGACUCUUUUUGAUAGAUAGGCUUGUUGUUGGUUGUUAAUCCUAAUUGCAAUUUUGGGAUUGUCAAAACCUAUAAUUUUCAUGCAAUGAGGUGAAGUAAGCUUUGUUUAGAUUAUUUUCUGCAAAUAUCUGGCGGUACAAUCUGCUUUAUUUAAACUGAAUUAUCAAUCAUAUCGUUUUGGUAUUUGGAUAUAUUUGCUGCAGACUGGCUAAAUGAGUCGUGGAUAACUUUAGUAAAUUGAAGUUGUUGUGGGUGUAUUUAAUACAAACUGUAGUUCGUAUGAAAAAAAACAUGUGAGGUGUAAGUAUUAGUUUUACGGUUGUAAUUGUAAAAUUGUGAUUGUGAGAUUGGUUUUCUGAGUAUUUACUGUGAAAGAUUGCAUUCAUAUCGUUUAGUUUAACCGUACCUAGAUUUGUCCCGGAGCUGGCACAGAACAUAACAUUACAACAGAUGUGUGAAAAUGGUAUUAUUAAAUUAUGGUAUAUUUGUUUUAUUUCUUUUGUUGCACGAUGCUCUCGUCGUUUGCAGAGGAAAGCAAUUUUUAAUUAUUUUUACAUUGCUACCUCGAUUGUUAACAGGUAACUGGCGCCCAACAUAGGAUUCUCCAUACAUUUCCAUCUUCCUGUAAGUGUAUAUCAAUCGCUUAAGAGGUUCUUAUAUACCAAAUGAGUUUUUCAUGCAUUAGGUCUGAUAACUUAACUGCUUGAUAGUUUGGAGAUUCGGAUAAUUAUGAUUGUUCAGUCCAACAUUUGAUAAUUAAUACUUUUCGAUAUUGGAAAAAAUUUGAUUUUUCUAAUCGUAUUCUGAAGUCUUUCUGAAUGUGGGACACCAUCACAUCACAUCUUGUCCCUGGACAAUAUUCAUAUACUGAAGUUAAAAUCUAGAAUUCCUAUCGUUAUAAACUUAGCUCAUCCACACUGCAAAGUAUAUGUUAUUUGAAUAACCUGACCUUGGUUUCGAGUACCGUCAUCAAACCAGCUUUCCUUCGCUGAAAUAGAUUUUUGUCAUCUUAAGGUAUUCCAGAACAAACCUGUAAACCUUAAAGAGCGUUUUUGUCGUAUAGCGUUCGUUAGGAUGAGAGAGAUGAGAGUUUGAUAAAAACAUUUACAGUAUGGUCAAGAAUUGCCAUUCAAGAAAUAUUUAAAUUCAUUGAUUCUUUUGACAGAGUCUUUUCUAGCUUGAAGUCCCCUUUGUAAGAGGGAGCUUUAGCAUAGAAGAAAAAUUUAUAAAAACGAAACUUCAAGAACUUGAAGAUUUUUAUGAAAGAACAGUAUUCGCGAAUGGAUGUGUCGACGCAAAGUAAAUCAGAAGGUGGAACUUAAGUCUGUGAAGAAUUAGUAGCCUUUUUCCGGAUUGUGCAUGGUAUGUGUAAUCUAUGAUAAAUUGAAUUUUGUUUUCAGAUCAACUCUAAGGAAUUGAUUUCCUGAUCAAAUAACGCCAUUCAGCUAACCAAUGUUUUCUGCAUUUUCAAUCCGAAAGGCUGCUCAAUGAGAGGAACAGGUGAUUCGGAGGCAGAUGUUUCAUCCCAUUCAUAGCGAAAAUACGGACUUGGAAAAUUUUUCUUGAACCAGCGCAUUAUUCAAUGAGGUAAUAAAAAGUUAUUUUGUUUGGGCAACCCAAUUUAUGGUUAAGUAGGGAUUUUUUAUUGAUGCUGCAGUGCAACAGGAGCACAUUUAAUAACAUUCGAUUUUCAGUCCUAAUUGGUGAUAUAAUUUUAAGUAUGAUUACAAGUAUUUGUUGCCGGCUCAGUGUCUUUGUUUUAAUUCUAAAAGGCCAUUCCAGGCCUUGCAUUUUACUACGAAAUUCAUCUAUCACUUUCCAUCAACUUUUCUGAAAGGUUCUUGUUCAUCUUCAGACUGUUCAUGGAGACGCUGUCACUGCCAAACAAAUCUUGACCAGCUCGCUAGAUACAGUGAAUGCAAAAACACAACGUCAUAAUCUUGAUUAUCCUAUAGAGUUGCUUGCUCAAUAGACUGUUGCCUAUACAGCAGAAUUCAGCACAGAUUUUUUGUUUUGUUCAUGAUCAA
Rhopilema esculentum is the source of this 4698-nucleotide messenger RNA. RefSeq lists its product as uncharacterized. NCBI's taxonomy places the organism in Eukaryota, Metazoa, Cnidaria, Scyphozoa, Rhizostomeae, Rhizostomatidae. The record is from RefSeq and is a predicted model, not a curated record.